This is a messenger RNA of Meleagris gallopavo (turkey), 1557 nucleotides long. RefSeq names its product mitogen-activated protein kinase kinase 2 (gene MAP2K2). Gene Ontology annotation, biological process: protein phosphorylation. NCBI's taxonomy places the organism in Eukaryota, Metazoa, Chordata, Aves, Galliformes, Phasianidae. Gene Ontology annotation, molecular function: protein kinase activity; ATP binding. The record is from RefSeq and is a predicted model, not a curated record.
GGUCCGCAGGCGCGGCGCGGCCCGGCCAUGCCGGCCAAGAGGAAGCCGGUGCUGCCGGCCCUCACCAUCACUCCCAGCCCCGUCGAGGGACCCGGACCCGGCGGUUCCGCAGAAGGACAGACUUUCUCUGGACCCUCACAGACUGAUGCCCCCAUCAUCUCCUGCAGGGCUAAUCUGGUGGACCUUCAGAAGAAGCUCGAGGAGCUGGAGCUGGAUGAGCAGCAAAAGAAGCGUUUGGAAGCUUUCCUCACUCAGAAAGCCAAAGUGGGAGAGCUGAAGGAUGAUGACUUUGAGCGGAUCUCUGAGCUGGGGGCUGGCAAUGGUGGUGUGGUCACCAAAGUGCAACACAAACCCUCAGGGCUCAUUAUGGCACGGAAGCUGAUUCAUCUAGAAAUCAAACCAGCCAUCAGGAAUCAGAUCAUCCGAGAGCUGCAGGUGCUGCAUGAGUGUAAUUCCCCAUAUAUUGUGGGUUUCUAUGGAGCCUUCUACAGCGAUGGAGAGAUUUCCAUCUGCAUGGAGCACAUGGAUGGUGGCUCCCUGGAUCAAGUGUUGAAAGAAGCCAAAAGAAUUCCUGAAGAAAUACUGGGGAAAGUCAGUAUAGCGGUUCUGAGAGGUUUGGCCUAUCUGAGAGAGAAGCACCAAAUCAUGCACAGAGAUGUGAAGCCUUCCAACAUCCUGGUUAACUCUCGAGGAGAGAUUAAGCUGUGUGAUUUUGGGGUCAGUGGUCAGCUCAUUGACUCCAUGGCAAACUCUUUUGUGGGAACUCGGUCCUACAUGUCUCCUGAGCGGUUGCAGGGCACUCAUUACUCAGUCCAGUCCGACAUCUGGAGCAUGGGUCUGUCACUGGUGGAGCUUUCUAUUGGAAGGUAUCCAAUACCCCCACCAGACUCCAAGGAACUGGAAGCAAUAUUUGGCCGUCCUAUGGUGGAUGGGGCAGAGGGAGAAUCUCACAGCGUCUCGCCGCGGGCCAGACCCCCAGGACGCCCCAUCAGUGGCCAUGGAAUGGACAACCGACCUGCAAUGGCCAUUUUUGAACUGCUGGACUAUAUAGUUAAUGAGCCACCUCCCAAGUUGCCAAAUGGAGUUUUUACGCAAGAUUUCCAGGAGUUUGUAAAUAAAUGCUUAAUUAAGAAUCCAGCGGAACGGGCAGAUUUGAAGAUGCUGAUGAAUCACACCUUCAUCAAGCGUUCUGAAGUGGAGGAGGUGGAUUUCGCCGGCUGGCUCUGCAAAACAUUGAGGUUAAACCAGCCCAGCACACCCACCCGUGCUGCCGUGUGAUGGCCGAGCCGACCGCCUGGUGUCAGUACAUCUGCCUCUGUCACCAUUCCCUGUCCUUCAGUACACAACAGAACUGCCCUUCUUCCUUCUCCCCAGCCCCUUCUCACCUCGCAUCCCACUGGCAAAGCACCAUCACUUGGAAAUGUUAAUCAGCUGCCCCCCACCCCAAGCAAAUGUGGGCUUGGUUUCUGUUGUUCUGGGGGUGUCCUGGGCCUCUGCUCCAACUUGGAGCUCUUGACAAUUGGGAAAUGUGCUGCUUAUGUUAAUUUUUUUCUCUUU